CUUGCUCAGUAGUCAUGAGUUCAAGGACCGAAGGGUGAAGAAUAGCAAACUUGUGCCAUGCAAAAGUUUUGUUUGCGUUUCAUGGCAGCUUUGAAGGGACAGCUCGGGCACAGCCCUACCCAGCAGCCUCAGCCUGCUGUGCUCAAAGGCUUCUGCACCGACGUGAGCAUGAAAUAAGAGCUGCCGGCGUUGGUGUGCGCUCCGGAGGAGGCGGACGGCUCUGCAGACGGGAUGACUCAGUGCACGAGAGUUCAUUAAGUGCCCUUUUGCAUCUGGCCCAUCUUCAAGCAGGCUUAUCUUGCUGCGUCUCGGUGCUGCCCCGAUGACCAGAUACGUGCACGGCAGGAACGAAGCAGAAGUGAAUGUGGGAUGCGGAGCGGUGGCUUCCCGGGAGCGGAACUAGCUGGAUGUUCUCAGCCUCAGGGCACAGCUCUGACUCUGUCUGCGGCGCUGGUGAUGUUCAGCCCGUCCUCUGCUGUGACCCCGUGCACCUCGCCACGGGUGCCCCAGGCCGUCCCCAUGGACCUGCGCAUCGGGCAGCGUGUUGUCAAGCCCGGCUCCGACACGGCCUUGCUGGCUCUGAAGCACACGCAGCAGCUGCAGCACCAGCUCUUCCUCGCCAGCCUGCACCAGCAGCAAGUGGAGCAGCUCGCCCACCAGCACGUCAGGGUGACCAUGGAGACCUCGCACCGUGAGGCAGAGCCUGGGCAGCAGGAGCAGGAGCUGCGGCAGAUCCUCAAUAAGGACAAGAGCAAACGAAGUGCUGUGGCCAGCACAGUGGUGAAGCAGAAACUGGCUGAGGUCAUCCUGAAGAAGCAGCAGGCAGCAGCUUUGGAAAGAACCAGCAACCCCAACCCUCCAGCCAUGCCAUACAGAUCUCUGGAGCCUCUGGAUCCUGAAGGUCCUUCCCCUCCUGUACUCAGCACCUUCCUGUCCCCGGUCCCUAGCACUUCUCUUGAUCCCCCAGAGCAUUUUCCACUGCGGAAGACAGCAUCUGAGCCCAACCUGAAGGUGCGUUGCAAGCCCAGGAAGUGCCUGGACCGCCGCAAGAACCCCCUGACACGGAAGGAGAGCGCUCCCCCCUCUCUGAAAAGGAGACCACCUGAGACCAUUGAUUCCUCCCCAAGCAGUAGCAGCACCCCUGUGUCCGGCUGCAGCUCUCCCAAUGACAGCCUCCCUGCUGAGCACGGAGCUCUUCCCACUGCCUCCAGCAUGGCCCACGAGGCACCCCUGGCCCAGCGCCUGAUGAUGCAGGAGAGCUCCCUGGCCCAGUUUGCCCUGCAGAGUGCAGUCUCCCUUCCUGCCAUCACACUGGGAUUGCCGGCCACCACUAGUGCCAGGGGAGAUGCGGAUCGUCGCCCACUCUCUGGCCUGGCACACCGAGUGCCUGUGCUGAAUGGGCCUGUCCUCACGGGCACACACUCACCCAUGUUCAUCCCAGCUGGCUUGGAACAGCACGAGGCUGGGAGCCCCUUGUCCCCUCGGCUCCAGCCUGUCAUCAUCCUCGAGCCCUCAGUCACCCACGCUCCACUUGUGGCAGUGCCAGGUCUGGGGACAGUGCCCUUCUCCUUCACCCCAUCGCUCAUCUCUGCAGAGCGCCUGUCGCUCCCAGGCCACCACAAACCACUGGGCAGGACCCGCUCAGAGCCCCUGCCCCAGAACCCCAAAGCCAUCCAGCAGCAGCUGGUGUACCAGCAGCACCAUGCCCAGUUCCUGGAGAGGCUCAAGCAGCAGACUCACCUGGGCAAGCGCAUGGUGAAAACCAGCGAGAAGCCCCGGCUGCGGCAGAUCCCCUCCUCAGAGGACAUGGAGGCAGAGGGGAUGGAGGCUGGGGCUGAGAGCAGCGAGCAGGCAAGGGCAUGUGUGGAGCCUGCACGGCCGGGGAGCAGCGGGAAGGAGCCUGAGAGGCCUCAGAAGAUGCUGCAGCCUCAGGAGGAGCUCAUCCUCCAGCAGGCCUAUCUCUGGGACCCCUACCAGCGUGUGCAGCACCAGCUCCUCAAACGGCAGCCCCUGGCUGACUCCCCCAUGGUCCCAACCAUCCUCGCAGGGCACAGACCUCUCUCCAGGGCCCAGUCAUCUCCUGCCACCGCAACUGUCUCCCUCCCUGCUCAGGAUACGACCUCCAAGGCGCUCUCCCUGCCGGUGCAGGAGCAGACCAGCAAGCCCCAUUUCACAACAGGACUGGUUUAUGACUCGGUGAUGCUCAAACACCAGUGCUCCUGUGGUGACAACAGCAACCACCCAGAGCACGCAGGGAGGAUUCAGAGCAUCUGGUCUCGACUGCAGGAGAGGGGUCUGCGCAGCCAGUGCGAGUGUCUGCGGGGACGCAAGGCCACCCUGGAGGAGCUGCAGUGUGUCCACACCGAACGCCACGUCUUCCUCUAUGGCACCAAUCCCCUCAACCGCCUGAAACUGGACAAUGGGAAGCUGGCAGGGAUUCUGUCACAGCGGAUGUUCGUCAUGCUGCCCUGUGGAGGGGUGGGGGUGGACAGUGAUACCAUCUGGAAUGAGCUGCAUUCCUCCAAUGCAGCCCGCUGGGCCGCAGGCAGCGUCACCGAGUUGGCCUUCAAAGUGGCCAGCAGGGAGCUGAAGAAUGGUUUUGCUGUGGUGCGGCCGCCCGGACAUCACGCAGAUCCAUCCACUGCCAUGGGGUUCUGCUUCUUCAACUCGGUGGCCAUUGCUGCCAGGCAGCUGCAGCAGAAAGGGAAACUCAACAAGAUCCUCAUUGUGGACUGGGAUGUUCACCACGGCAAUGGGACCCAGCAGAUCUUCUACAGAGACCCCGAUGUUCUCUACAUCUCUUUGCAUCGUCACGACGAUGGAAACUUCUUCCCUGGCAGCGGGGCUGCUGAUGAGGUUGGUGCUGGCCCUGGUGAGGGAUUUAAUGUCAACAUAGCCUGGACUGGAGGCCUUGACCCCCCCAUGGGUGACCCUGAGUAUCUGGCGGCUUUCAGGACGGUGGUGAUGCCAAUCGCACAUGAAUUCUCCCCUGACGUGGUGCUGGUAUCAGCUGGCUUCGAUGCAGCUGAUGGCCACCCACCACCCCUGGGUGGCUACAAAGUCUCUGCUAAAUGUUUUGGCUACAUGACCAAGCAGCUGAUGAGCCUGGCUGGGGGGGCCGUCGUCCUGGCACUGGAAGGAGGCCACGACCUCACAGCCAUCUGUGAUGCAUCCGAAGCCUGCGUGUCAGCCUUGCUGGGCAAUGAGCUGGACCCUCUCCCAGAAGAAAGCAUGCGGCAGAAGCCCAAUGCCAACGCCGUGCGCUCCUUGGAAGCGGUGAUCCAGGUCCAGAGUAAAUACUGGGUGGCUGUGCAGCGCUUCGCCUCCAAGCUGGGCUGCUCCUUCCUGGAGGCUCAGCACCACGAGGCAGAAGAGGUGGAGACGGUCACAGCCCUGGCCUCCCUCUCAGUGGCCGUGAUGGUGGAGAAGAGGCCACAAGAUGAGCCUAUGGAGGAGGAGGAGCCCAUGAACCAGUGAUGAGCGGUGAUGUUCUCUGCUCCCCUGCUUCCAGGACGUGGUCGGACUCUUCCCGAGCCCAGUGCUCGCUCUUCACUCCUGGCUUCCCAUUUGCCACUCACUCCCUGAGUCACAGUCCGGAAAGGGGCUGGACCUUUGGCUGCCACGCAUCCAAGAAAGGAUGCUCCUGCAGCCACCCUGGAGAUGGUCUCCUGCUUGGGACAGAUGGAAAACAUCAACCUCCCUCUGCACAGCACGGUGCUGCCAUCCUACACUGUGCCUGCAAUCAGUCCCCGACCUUCAGAACCCGAAGUCUUUCUUGGGGAUGUGCAAGAGGCCACCAGCCCUCCGGUGCAGACCUGCCCUUCUCCUGGGAUUUUUCCUUAUGCUUGGGGAACGGGUGGGUGUUGGGAUGGAUGUUGUGGCCACACCAUCAGAACUGCACCCAGAGCUCCUCUGCAGUCAGCUGUGCCUUGGAGCAGCAGCCCUCUGUCUUGCUUGAGAGGGACAGGCUCUCAAAGGCUUCCCCAGUGCUCCUCUUCCUCUCCGGUAGGGCACAAGGUGGGAGCAAGAGUGCCAGUGCUAUGGGCUGUGACCUCAUUCUGCACGAGAAGGGUUUGGAAAGCAUUGGAUGAUGCACCCAUUGCUUUGCAGCUGGGGAAGAGCAAGGGCUGGAGUGCCUGCAGUGCCCAGGAUUGCACCCGUGGGACAUCUUAACCACUAACCAGAGAGCAAACCCUCUGGUGCUGGGGCUCUGAUUUGCACUAUAUACAUAUGAGAUGUGCUAAUGUGAA
Messenger RNA from Meleagris gallopavo (turkey), 4250 nucleotides. RefSeq names its product histone deacetylase 7 (gene HDAC7). Gene Ontology annotation, biological process: negative regulation of transcription by RNA polymerase II. Gene Ontology annotation, molecular function: histone deacetylase activity. Lineage: Eukaryota; Metazoa; Chordata; Aves; Galliformes; Phasianidae. The record is from RefSeq and is a predicted model, not a curated record.